GUAGGUAUUUCAUUUGUGAUCCUGUGUGUUAUGUUUUAUUUUUUUAACCAACAAAGUGCUGGAGAACCCAGAAAAGGCGUCCGGUUUCCGGAGAGUUCCACAGACAGACUAAAAAGGGCAGGGGAAGGGGUAAUGACGGCCAAGUCUCCCCAGCAGCUGAUAUAUAACUAUAAAUAGCAUCCAGGGACUGGCAACUGCACUACAGCACACACCUCGCACAAAGGAGUCACAUGCUUUUUACUUUCUUGUAGUUUAGGAAAUUCAAAGUUAAGUUGUUGGUUCUUUACAAGUUUUAAAAUGAACAAGCCCAAAGUUGUCAGACCUGAAGAGAGUCAGCCAGCACAUGCGCUGUGGUUUGACAGAAAGAAAUAUGUUACUGUCAACUUCAUGGUUCAGAAGCCUAAAGAUGUCCAGGUUCACAUUCAGACAGACAAAAUGAUUCUAUGCUGCAAAAACGAAACAGACGACGUGUUCUACAAUGAGCUGCACUUCUACGACAAAAUCCAGAUCAAUGACUCCAGAGAAAGAGUUUAUGACCGGACCAUUAACGUCUUGCUAAGAAAAGUCAAGCCUGAUUAUGCAUGGCCUCGUCUCCAAAAGGAUUCUGCUAAGCCAAGCUGGAUAUCUGUAGACUUUGAUAACUGGAGAGACUGGGAGCAUGAAGAAGAUGAAGGAAAGGAAGAGUACGACAGAUACGUGGAUAUGAUCCAAGAACUGGCAACCGACAGUAAAGGUGAAACCCCGGACAUGGGCGAUCUGAGUGACUCUGACUAAAACCACAGCACCUUUUGUCCCGAGUGACCUGAGGACAAUGCUGUUACUGAGGCUUGUAAUAUUUGCUGAUGAUUUGAUGUGUUAUUGUUGAGAUUGUUUUUAACAAAUAUGAUGUUUUCUACGAAUGUAUUUAUUACCAUGUUAUCAGACACAAAGGCAGUUUAAAUAAAAGCAAUUUUUAUCAACUGUGA
Betta splendens (Siamese fighting fish) is the source of this 965-nucleotide messenger RNA. It is a transcript of the gene ptges3l, whose product is annotated as prostaglandin E synthase 3 like. The coding region runs from base 298 to 774 and encodes 158 amino acids. The record is from RefSeq and is a predicted model, not a curated record. Gene Ontology annotation, molecular function: protein-folding chaperone binding; Hsp90 protein binding. Gene Ontology annotation, biological process: protein folding; chaperone-mediated protein complex assembly. Gene Ontology annotation, cellular component: cytosol; nucleus. NCBI's taxonomy places the organism in Eukaryota, Metazoa, Chordata, Actinopteri, Anabantiformes, Osphronemidae. The transcript is spliced from 7 exons.